This is a messenger RNA of Telopea speciosissima, 1116 nucleotides long. RefSeq lists its product as uncharacterized. The coding region runs from base 43 to 1116 and encodes 357 amino acids. The transcript has 4 exons. Lineage: Eukaryota; Viridiplantae; Streptophyta; Magnoliopsida; Proteales; Proteaceae. The record is from RefSeq and is a predicted model, not a curated record.
CUGACAAAAAUCAUCAGUUCCGCCUGGAAGAACACCGCCGAAAUGGAACUAGAAUCCGGCAGAGGAGAAAUAGGUGGAGGCAGAUCCGGUGAUCUCCGCCGGUGGAUUCUGACGGUAACACUAGUGUUCGUCGCUAUAGCAGUCCCUUGCUUCGUCCUCAACAAUACUGCCUAUCCUUUCCUUCUUCUCCGUGACUCCUCCUCCAAGGAAAAUAAAGAAGGGAAAUUGGAAAAAGUUCUGAAGGAAACUGCCAUGGAAGACAAUACUGUGAUCAUAACGACGAUAAAUGAAGCAUGGGCAAGUCCAGGUUCAAUAUUUGAUCUCUUUCUUGAAAGCUUUCAGAUUGGGAACCAAACUCGCCACCUUUUAGACCAUUUGCUUGUGGUUGCUCUGGACCAGAAGGCUUACAAUCGUUGCUUGGCUGUACACCCUCAUUGCUUUGCUCUUACCACGAAAGGUUUAGAUUUCUCCGGCGGAGAAAAGUAUUUCAUGUCUCCCGAUUACUUGAAGAUGAUGUGGAGAAGGAUUCUUUUCCUACGCUCUGUUCUUCAGCUUGGUUACAACUUUGUUUUUACGGAUGCUGAUAUAAUGUGGUUCAGAGACCCUUUCCCAAGACUUUAUAAAGAUGCAGAUUUCCAGAUUUCAUGUGAUCGAUUCAAUGGCAACUCCUCGGAUUCAGAAAACUACCCCAAUGGAGGAUUUACUUAUGUGAAAUCGAAUAUAAAGACCAUGAAGUUCUACAAGUUCUGGUACCUCUCGAGAAAGACAAAUCCGGGUCUUCAUGAUCAAGAUGUAUUCAACAAGAUCAAGCAUCAUGCUUUCAUCACUAUAAUUGGGUUGAAGAUGAGGUUCUUGAGCACUACUUACUUUGGUGGAUUUUGUGAGACUAGCAAGGAUUUAAACCAAGUCUGCACCAUGCAUGCAAAUUGCUGUGCUGGUUUGGACAGAAAAAUUCAUGAUCUCAAGCUUAUGCUAGAAGAUUGGAGAGGAUAUAUGGCGCUGCCAGUGGAUGUGAAGAGAUCUAAGCCAUCAUCUUGGAGGGUGCCACAAGUUUGCCUGGAAACUUUCCAUAAACCACCCCUCAAAAGGGAUGUUCAGAAAGGGAAGAAUGGUUGA